Pteropus alecto (black flying fox) is the source of this 3704-nucleotide messenger RNA. It is a transcript of the gene ANKRD13A, whose product is annotated as ankyrin repeat domain 13A. Gene Ontology annotation, molecular function: protein binding. Lineage: Eukaryota; Metazoa; Chordata; Mammalia; Chiroptera; Pteropodidae. The record is from RefSeq and is a predicted model, not a curated record. The transcript has 15 exons. The coding region runs from base 87 to 1862 and encodes 591 amino acids. Gene Ontology annotation, cellular component: cytoplasm.
ACGGGGCAGGCGGGCGGGCGCCGGAGACCCCGCCGGGGCUGAGCCUUGGCAAGCGGGCGGUGAGGGCCCCGCUGCGGCUCCUCGCCAUGUCCUCGGCCAGCGACGCCAGUGGCCACUUCCCUUUGCACCUCCUGGUCUGGAACAAUGACUACCAGCAGCUGGAGAAGGAGCUGCGGGGCCAGAAUGUAGAGGCUCUGGAUCCACGAGGUCGAACCUUAUUGCAUCUUGCUGUGUCUUUGGGACAUUUGGAAUCUGCUAGAGUCUUGCUCCGGCAUAAAGCAGAUGUUACAAAAGAAAACCGCGAUGGAUGGACAGUUUUACAUGAGGCUGUGAGCACCGGCGACCCCGAAAUGGUAUACGUAGUUCUUCAACAUCGAGACUACCACAACACAUCCAUGGCCCUUGAAGGAGUCCCUGAGCUGCUCCAAAAAAUUCUCGAGACUCCAGAUUUCUAUGUGCAGAUGAAAUGGGAAUUCACCAGCUGGGUGCCCUUGGUUUCCAGAAUAUGCCCGAAUGAUGUCUGUCGCAUUUGGAAAAGUGGUGCCAAACUGCGUGUUGAUAUUACGUUGCUGGGAUUUGAGAACAUGAGCUGGAUAAGAGGGAGGCGUAGUUUUAUAUUUAAGGGAGAAGACAACUGGGCGGAGCUGAUGGAAGUCAACCAUGAUGAUAAAGUGGUCACCACUGAACACUUUGAUCUUUCCCAGGAAAUGGAACGCCUCACUCUGGACUUGAUGAAGCCAACAGGCAGGGAGAUUGAGAGGCGGCUCACAAGCCCAGUCAUUAACACCAGCCUUGAUACUAAAAGUAUUGCUUUUGAAAGAACUAAAUCCGGAUUCUGGGGCUGGAGGACAGAUAAAGCAGAAGUUGUUAAUGGUUACGAAGCAAAGGUUUACACAGUAAACAAUGUGAGUGUGAUAACCAAAAUCCGGACAGAACAUCUAACCGAGGAAGAAAAAAGGAGAUAUAAAGCGGACAGGAACCCACUGGAAUCUCUGCUGGGAACUGUGGAACACCAGUUUGGUGCUCAAAGGGACCCCACCACAGAAUGUGCCACCGCAAACAACCCCACAGCCAUCACUCCUGAUGAAUACUUCAAUGAAGAGUUUGAUCUGAGAGACAGGGACAUCGGGAGGCCAAAAGAGCUGACGAUUAGAACACAAAAGUUUAAAGCAACGCUGUGGAUGUGUGAAGAAUUUCCUCUCUCUCUUGUGGAGCAGGUCAUCCCCAUCAUUGACCUGAUGGCCAGAACUAGCACUCAUUUUGCAAGACUGAGAGACUUCAUCAAGCUAGAAUUCCCACCUGGAUUUCCUGUUAAAAUAGAAAUUCCCUUGUUUCAUGUCUUAAAUGCACGGAUUACAUUUGGAAAUGUUAAUGGCUGUAGCACUGCUGAAGAAACUGUAUCUCAAAAUGUGGAAGGGACCCAGGCCGAUUCAGGUAAAGAUUCUGCUACCCCGGUCACAGACUUUGAGGUUGAUCAGUCUGUGUUUGAAAUUCCUGAAUCUUACCACAUUCAGGACAAUGGCAGAGACGUGCAUUUGCAGGAUGAAGAUUAUGAGAUAAUGCAGUUUGCCAUCCAGCAGAGCUUACUGGAAUCCAGCAGGAGCCAGGAACCAGCUUCGAAUGGAGGGAUCAGCGAGACACAUGCCUAUGACUCCCAGUAUGAGAGGGCCAUCCAGGAAAGCCUCCUUACCAGCUCGGAAAGCCUGUGCCCUGGUGCCUCAAGUGAGACAAGCCGUUUUGAUAGUGACUUGCAGCUGGCCAUGGAGCUCUCUGCUAAAGAGCUGGAGGAGCAGGAGCUGCGGCUACGGGAGGAGGAGGCGGAGCUCCAGCAAGUGUUACAGCUGUCUCUCACGGAGAAAUAGACCUUUCUGCCCACACACUGCACAAAGCAGAGGCUCUGGGCUGUAGGCGAGUGCUGUGUCACCAGGGCCUUAGGGCUGAGGGACUGUACAUUACAUGUACACAGCAGAAGGCAGCUGUCCCCUUCUUUACGCAGAGGUGCAGGACCAGGGACUCCAAGCUCCAUCCACGACACUCCCGGUGAAGGGGCUGGGGACUGGCAGGCCCCAUCUCCAGGCUAAGGGGAGGAGAGCAUCAUCACUUUCCAUUAGCUGUAUUGGCUUGCAGGUCACAUCUUUACUACCAGCUUUAGACAAAAACCCCAAUCCCUGCAGGUUUGUAGAUUAAUUUUUACCAAGGAGUGAUAACCAAACAAGUUAUUGCAGAGUCAGGGUGCUUUUAUAUGUGAGAACAGCAGCCUUUGUAGAGUGUGGUUUAUGAAAAUUUAUGAGAUACUUCUUUACACUUCACCAAAGAAACGGAUAAUCUAUGCCGAUCUACUCUUUUAUUUUUACAGGGUUUCUAGGAUACUGUCACUAUUCCUCCUCCAUCUCCACCAUAUUCUAUUCCUUUCACCCUCAGCUAAAAUUAAAGAGGAGAUACGUAAAGGAUCUAUUUUAGAUUAGGGUUAACUAUUUGCAUCAAAUUAAGAUGUACUAAUAACCACAGAUGUUGCCUUAGCCUUAAAAAUUACUAAUAGUUUCAAACCACCUCACUCCACUUGUUGAGAGAUCUGAUUUGAAUUUGUAAAGGCAGUUCUUUUGAGAGCAGGAUCCUCCAGGUGAAAUCCAAGGCAGCUAAUCCUGGCCCUGAAGAAACAGGGAGGAGAACCUGAGCUUUGUUCUUGAAGUGGGCAGGCUGUCCAAAAUACCAGAACAGCAUAGAACCAAACUAAGUGUGUGUGUUCCAGGCUGCCUCUAGUACAGGACGUCCACGUAGAGGCCUAGGAAGACCCACUACAUGCUCUCGGCUCACUGGAGAGGAAGGGGUGGAAGUUAAAAAGGGAACUACAAACAGAACUCAAUGGCCCUGAAUUCAGAAGGGAAAACGAUGAUUCCACAUUGCUUUUUAGAGUUCAAAUCAACAUCUUUCUGGAUAAAUAUAUUUUUUAACAGAAUCUUUUUAUUAUUUUUAAAAGAUAUAAAGAAUGACUACUCCCAUCAGUAGCAAUACAAGGUUAUACAUUUUAACCAGAUUUUCUCAGGCCUUUUUUGGAUACCUUUAGUAGUUAACUAUUUUGUCUAACACUUGUGUAAAUAACCAUCGCACAACAUACAGAACCCUAGGGAAUACACCUGAGGGCACCCUCACUCCGGCCUUGUAUUCAUUCCCACAGGCUGCACUGAAAUGACCUGGUAAACAAUAUCCGCCUGUUUUGCCUCAGUUUACUAUCUGUUGAGCUUCUUUCGGGAUGGGAAGAGAAACUACUGUUCCAGUUGAACUCUGUAUCAUACAGUUGGCAUUACCAGUAAAAUGUUCCCAGUCACAAAGAAUUGUGCUUUUGAGUCCACAUAACCAUCUGCCUUUUUUGUCAUAGUCUAACCAAAAUUCCUUCUCCGCACACGAGGCCAGUAUAUUCAGCAUCACAUUUUCAAAUACACACCUUGGCAAUUUGUUUAGUAUUUACCUUGAGUGAAGACACUUAUUGGAAAUGGCUGCAAUCCGGCCACAUCAUUUACUAAGGUGAAUCAUAGGUAAUCUUUAUGUUUGCAUUGUGCUGCUUGCUGAUGUCUCUGACUUUAUCCCAGGAAGUCAGUUAAAAAGGGACCGAGCUUUUUGUCUAUCUGUUUGCAGCAUUUUUCAUGUGUUCACUCUUAAAAUGCAAAUAAAGACUGCUUCCUUAGAGGGUGCUCAUACAAUACCUA